AUGUCUAUAGACCAGGCAUCGCCACUGGUGCCGAUCAAGCCGCAAGUCGCUCUACAGAAUAGUGCGUUUAUAAAGAACAGCCAUAACCGGAGCAGUUUCUGUGGAGUGACACCUUCGCCGACGAAUGGCAAUGGAACGUUUAAAACAUUUGCCGUGAAUCGAAAGAGUUGGAGUGGGAAUGUCACCAUCCCACUGCAACAGUUCACACCAGAUGUUGAUACGAAACCGCAUCUAGCAACCUUCCGGUCUGGAACUGGAACUUUCCCGCGGAACAGGGAGCGAAACAAUAACAGCGCGUCCAACGGAAUAUUAACACCUAACGGGAACUCAGUGCAAACGCUGAGAGGAAAUGAAGUGAGGAGGAGCGGAUGCUCAAACGGCCGUCGCUACGCUGAGAUCGGAAACUGGAGUAAAAGGAAUGCAACAUUCCUCGAGCCCCACCUUCAAGGCAUAAGACACCGUGACAGUCGAAGUUCUGACUCGGAUCACGAUGAGCGCUCUACUGAGGACGAUGAGCGAGCCCUUAUUCAUAGCUCACCACGCUCUAGACUGCCCCCACCACCUCCACCGCCGCCCGAUGACGAACCUCCUCCGAUGAAACCUCGGGAAUACUUCGAAAGACUACAGAGUCGAGCUAUGAGAGAAGCACAGGAUCGGAAGCCGAGACGCGAAAUUAAAGAAGCUAGUCAGCUGUUUCCACCUGUUGAUGCUGAUGGCAGUCUAGGUGACAGUCUUAGUCAGAGUCGAGAAAGCUUAUCUUCAGACGGCGAAGGUGCUCGAGGUGAUUGCUCCUCAGUCAGUUCAUCAGGAUCUGGGUCGGAGGAGCAGCCACCAUGCGACAUUGGUCUACUGGAACGUCUGAUACGGACUCAUCCGGUUUGGUUCCUGCCCGGGAUUCAAAGAGCUGGCGCAUUUCACUUGCUGCAAGGAAAGGAGGAAGGCAACUUCGUGGUUCGUCAAUCAAGUCAGCCAGAUACAAUGGCGAUCAGUGUCCGCCUCCCAGCUGACAAGGGGCCCUAUAUCGAACAUUACCUUAUACAGGCUUCGGAUGGUCGCAUCGGCCUCGAGACGUCGCACAAUCGCUUCGACAACAUCCCUGAGCUGAUUGCGCAUUAUUCACAAUGCUGUGACGAAUUACCAGUUCAACUGCAGUUGCCACGGCCAUUGCGUGAAGCUAAAAGCCGUCAUCAACUCAGCUCGCUCACAUUACUUGGCCAGGAGUUUUGGGGAUAUCCAAUGGCAAAUCCUAAAAAUAAUUCCCAGAAUCUUGUGUCACCAUGUCAACUAGCCAAUGGUGUCAUACCAAUGGCUGUUACUCCUUCUGAUGCUGGCUCUAGUCUAAGCAGUUUUAAUGCAAGCGCAAGAACAAAUUCUCGAGAGCACGUCUUUAGUCCUGAUAAGGAACGAAAUUUAGUAUUAAAAAUGUCGCCAGUCGAUACAUCAGAAUCCCCACCGAACCAAAGUCAAAACCUUAGCACCUUCAAAGGAAGAACCGCUCCUUCACCACCUGCGAAGCCGAGCGGAAAUUUUGUGCGUGCACCAAGACCAACCCCACCAAAUACACUAAACCUUAUAUCAAGUACAGCUCAUAUCACGCAACCACAUACAUUUCCCAUAACAAACACACAACAUUCCCCCACACAAACGACCAGUGUAAAAACCACUCCCCCUCCACCACCACCAAGAUGGGCGAAACCACCCUUCACGAAGAUGUCACUAUCUCCAAAGUCAGAAGCCAAUUUAUUUAUCCCCAUUAAUAAGGCUUCACUGAAUGGAAAUAUGACAGUUUCAACAACUAUUACAGUCAGUGGUAGUAAUACACACCUUCACAGUAACCAAAUAAAUGAGAGCACACACAGCGACCGGUUGCAACUAACGCUUUCGUCUAAUGCCGCCAACAAUAACAGUAACGCAAUUACUGCAUUCAAACUGGACUCAGUCAAAAGCUUUUUCGAAUGUAAUGGGGACAUGCAGAAUAUGACGCAACGUCUGUCACCAGAAGGAGAGUGUGUCAAAGCCUUAACAACUAACUUACAUGGCAGCUUUAAAAGUCAAACAGUUGAGCAGAAUACCAGAGAACCAGAAUCACCAAUAAAUAAUAACUCACCAAUAGGAUCACAGUCUCAAACAAAUACUUCAGAAUCCAUAGAUCCUAUUGGCAACUCUCUAACAAAAUCUUGCAGUUUUGCCCCAAACCAAUUAGUAUCUCCAAAUGGAACAAACUCUAUUACUAGUGGAAUAUUUUCACCAACAAGUCAAAUAAAUUCACCAGUGUCUAAUGAUACAAUAUCUUCUAAAAGUGGGGUAUUUUCCCCCUCAAGUCAGACCAACAAAAGUGAGAUCUUUUCGCCAGUAUCCAGAAACUCGCCAGUUUCUAAUAAAAAUAUAUUCUCGCCCACCUCCAACCACAGCAUCUUAUCGCCUGUAACAGGCAAAGAUAAAAUUCUGUCUCCAAAUACGAAUACAACGAGUACUACGCCAUCUGGUAGAUCGAGGAGAAGUAAACACUCCUUACGAAAGGAGUCCAGACAUUAUCAGGAAUCAGACAUCUUAGAAUCACCAGGCGUGUAUUACAGAAGCUCAUUAUUAGAUAAAGUGAGCGAUUAUGAAGACAUUUGGGGACCAGAAGGUAAUAAUUGUUCGACGUUUAAACCCUUGAAAUCUGAAAAUGACAACAAUCUAAACAACGGUAUAAUGAAGAGCAAGAGACCUGAUCUUUUACCAGAUACACUGCCGAAAUUAAAUACAGCGAAAAGUACUCAGUCGAUUUUGGAAAAAGAAAACGUGCAUAUAAUGAAUUCAACGGAAAGCUUUAGCGAAAAGAAAAAUCUUUCUGAUAGUUCACUGAAGAAAAGUUUUAAUGGAUCUAGUGAAAUAAUAGCAACGACUAAUAGCAAGGGAGAGAUUGUGCCAAAAAGACCAGACAAACUAAAUAUUGCUUUAAACAUGAAUAAGAAAUUGACUGAAGAAAUUGAAGCAGCACUUAAACAUAGAGAGAAUUAUAGGAUUGAAAGUAUGGAGACUGUAAAAUUAGAAGAUGAUUGCACGGAGGAUGCAAUCGCUGACGAUUCUGAAAAAGAUAACACCGGUAGUCCAUUUUAUGCAGAUCCUGUUGAUGCAUUAAAAGAAGCUGUCCUUCCGCCAGUGCAACGAAGAAAGCUUUUAAGAGUAGGCGUUAGCUUGUCACAGAGAUAUUCAGAACCACCUAACCAGAAUCAUCCGUACUAUCCUCUAAGGGAUAUGCAUAGUAUUGAAGAACUGUCACCCUCGUCACCAAAUACGUCAUCUUCGGUGGACAAUCUGGUGUCGCUUCGCAACAAACCUAAAAUGCGCCCUGUGGAGCCACCACGGAUCAAUAAUAAACCACCUACUGGAAAAACUGAGCAACCUUGGGCUGUCGAUUCCAGCUGGCAGUUUAUUAAUAAAAAUGACGAGGGUUCGAACAGUGAAAAUGGUACUUUUCCAUCGCUGGCCGAACAAGAAACCAGACUCAGUGGAGUAGACGAGAACGCACAACAUCUCACUGUGCAUCAAGUUGUCGCACAGAAAUUUCCAGAAUUAAGACUGAACUCAGAACCGGUGGCGUUACCAGAAGAAGUACGAUCACCACCACGAGCUUCUUGCUACGACAACGUACAUGAACUGAGACCUUUAUCCGAACAGGCAAGUGACGAUGGCACAGUCUUCUCAGAACCGUGGGACAGCUCGCAAUGGGAUGGUCUUAUACCGCCCAGCAAUGGACAUCAAUCGUAUGAAAACGACGAACCAUGUGAGUGGGAGUCUCCUCUACCAAGAAGAGGGCCGGCCACUGCGUCGCGCUCUAAAAGCUUCAGAGAUCGCCUCGAUCCUUUACUAGCGGCGGGUCGAGUGCGGGCUCUUCGCGGUGGUCGCACAUCACGGGGAACAGGAGCAGCUUUAAGAGCAUACGCAUUACACCUGGCGCAAGACAAAAGCACAACCUUUGCCCAAAAUGUUGACAAUUUCAUCGCGUGUACCCUAGACUCGAAGGAGACCUGCCCACAGGUGAUGAUGCGGAAUAUAAGACAAUUCAUGUCGGGCAUGAAGAAUUAUCUUGUAAAGCACGGAGAGAGAGAAUUUGAGAAAGAAGUGGAAAAAGAAAGACUAAAAUUGAAACCGACGGAGUUCUUGAACCUGGACGCGAUACUAGAGGGCGUGAUGCACCGGCUAGUGGUUCGUCCGCUGCGCGGGCGGCUGUAUUCGCUGCUGGCGGCCUGGCACGCGCCAGACCUGCGCCGUCUACACGCCGCCAUCGAAAGAGCGCAACAUGCAACGCCACUCCAGCUCGGCGUCAAGGAAUCUACGAAGGUGCCCUCGUCAACUGUCUUAGCAGUGAUCUCAAAACAUUUCCUUAAAAUGCAAGAAGCUGACUCACCGCUGGACAAACUAGAAAACCUUCUGGCUGCUAUAUCUGUUAUGUUUAAUGCGAUGCGCGGCGAACGGACCUUAGGGGCGGAUGACCUGUUACCAGUAUUAGCGUGGACGGUAGCCCGAUGUCGGUUGGUUUGCGCUGAGCUAGAAGCCGAGCUAAUGGCAGGACUGCUUCCACCUGCACUGCUGGCAGGAGAAGGCGGUUACUAUCUCACCGCACUGUUCUCAGCAGUUGCGGUGCUCAAGAGACUCGCCCCCGAACCGGCGCCGGAUAGUUCUGCUCCCUGGCGGCGCGGGUCGUCGCCGCAGGCGUGGCAGGCGGCGCGCGGCGCGGCGGUGGUGCGCGUGGCGCUGCCGGACGAGUGCCGCGGCUCCAUCCGGCGCGUGGCGCUGCCGUGCCGCCCCGGCGCGCGCGCGCGCGACCUCUGCCGCGCGCUCGCGCACGCCGCCGCCAUCACCAACCCGCAGGACUAUGCGCUCUUUGCGUUACACGACGGACAAGAAACAAUGUUAAACGAGAACGACUGCCCACAAGAGGUCAUGUCAGAAAAAAGCGGAGAGAAUUUUAUACUGGCCUAUAAAAGGAUAGACGCUAAAAUUGCGUGGCCUCAACAGGCACUGUCGUCUUACCCGUAA
Messenger RNA from Parnassius mnemosyne (clouded apollo), 5025 nucleotides. The record is from the annotation of a GenBank genome assembly. NCBI's taxonomy places the organism in Eukaryota, Metazoa, Arthropoda, Insecta, Lepidoptera, Papilionidae.